This is a messenger RNA of Bursaphelenchus xylophilus (pine wood nematode), 4424 nucleotides long. Lineage: Eukaryota; Metazoa; Nematoda; Chromadorea; Rhabditida; Aphelenchoididae. The record is from the annotation of a GenBank genome assembly.
AUGGCAACCGUACUACGACGAACUCCCGCAUUGCACGUGUUCCGAUUCUUGUGCGUAAAUGGAUUCGAGCGCGAAGUAAGAGAGGUCCAGCGUGAUUACGAGGUGUUUUGUACGAAUAAAACACUCAGAUAUACGGUGAGUAAAGCGUCCUUGUCACCAGUCGCCCAAUUCAGAUCGUCUCCAACAACUUUUUGCACCAUUUCCUCUCGAUCCACCGGCUGGAAAACAUCCUUGUGGUGGCGCGCGCCUACUACAUCAACGUCAAGUUUUACGACCCCAAACUGAAACCCAACUUUCAGCGCCUGAGUUAUACAUUCCCCAGUGUGCAGGUCUUUCACGCCUUUCUUCGCCUCGUUUUUCUACCCGUUGCAAAGCAGGUUGAGCUGUGGGGUGUUGAACGGGUUGAUAAGAGGUUUGUGGAGGUUUGCAAGGACACUGUGGCAAGUAAGUUUUUUUAAAGAGCUCUGCAGGCGAAUCGGCGCCAAACCGGUCAAACCCGGAGAGCACAACGAAGGGAGGUCUUGAUUAACUAGGGAAGUACCCCAAGUGCGACCCUCAGAUUUUGCUUAAAUUUUGCACACACUACAUAGGCCAUAUAUCAAAUCAUGAAGGUUUUAGUUCACGGCCGCAGCUGAGAUAUUGAACCAUCUUUGCGGCUGCACACGACAGGAAAAAACCUUUUGGCCAUAACUUUGCUGGUUUCCGGCGGAAAAAAUUACUUGCUGUGGAAGCAUUGCCCCUUACGGUAGAAAGUGUUAUGUAACCUUUCAUGAUAAAGUUCGGAAAAAUACUGUAAUUUUUUGCCAACUUUCGACCACAAAAUCUUCACGAAAAUGCGAGCUAAUAUAAGACCCGCAAAUGUCUUAGAAAAAAAUUAUACUAAGUUUGUGCCAAAUUCCAUCAAAGUCUGCGCGUCGCACUUGAGUAGUUCAGAGGUAAGCCACAUGGAGAAACAUUAAGUCCACUUGAAACUUUUAGAGUAUCCACAUAUACGAUUUCAUGUCGUACUGAACGAGGAUGCGGAUGAAUGCCGCACUGUGUUGGAUGUUUUGAAAAGCCAGGUGGUCUCAAUGUUCAGCCGUCGUCCAUCCUUUCUUUUCCAAAUGCAUGGGGCACCGUUGCGGCGCCUGGACCUAUCAGGGAUGAAAUGUGAGUUGGAACGACACUUUACGCCUUCUUUUAGACGUCUACCCCUUUUUCGCGAUGAAUGUAAAGCAUGUGAAGAUGGGACUUGCCACAUUUUUACAUACCAGGUGGGCCUGAUGAUGCUGUUGUGGCGGUCAUUUCACGACGAUUUCGUUACACUUUGUCCCACGCUGUAUUUACAUAUACAGGGUGUUUGAAGAAAUUUCGGAAAAAUUUUUUGCGUAUAUCUUUGUGAUCUUUGCAGCUAUCCAAGAAGUUUAAAGCGUAUUUAAAAUUCGAAGUUGUGUGUUUUUAGAAUAUGCGAAAGAAUUUCUUCUUGCCUCGGCGGAGAGAUUUGAUGCCUCUUUUGAAAAUUACACCUCGUUACAAAGCCCAGACUUCUCUACUACAGAUGAAAUUAGGUUUACCUCAUCUGGCAGGACGUAAUCUGUUUGUCUCGGUAGCUUUGCGGAUGCUUCACACAUCGGCGAAGGCUCGGCGGAGACUUUAAUAUCUCCGCCAAAAAAUGGUCUCUCCGCCGAGACAACGAAAAUUUUUUUUCCAUAUUCUACUAAAAAGGCAUGACUUUUUUUCGAAUUUUUAAAUACGCCUUAAACUUCUUGGAUAACUGCAAAGAGCACAAAGAUGUAAGCGAAAAAUUUGUCCAAAAUUUCUUCAAACACCCUGUAUAUAAAGGAAAUUUGCAGAUGGCCACAAAACCCGUCCGUUGAGAGACUGAUCUUUAAGCCAAGCCCAAUUCAACGUCAUCGGCAGCCCGGCGAAGCGUUUUCUGAGAUCAAGAGGUGCUUCCCCAACCUAAAGUUGAUAGUCAUCAAGCAAUUGACGUACUUGCCGGCUGAGGAACAGACGGUCGAUGUAAGUGGACAAGCGGGGUGAUGUGCUGGAUGUGAUAGCCACGGGUUUCCUUACGUUACGAGGGGAAGUACCCCAAGUGCGACACUCAGAUUUUGAUGAAACUGGGUACAAAUUGAGAAAAACGUUUUCUAAGUUAUGCACUACUCCACGAAAUGAUAGACGCACCCAAUUUUUAGCAAUUAUCUUCCUUAUACUGAAUGAUAUCCAAAAAUGUUCAACAGAUGAAAUGUGGCAAAUUAAACGAGAAAUCAUGUCCCGUAGCAAUUUUGGAACAAAAUUUUGUCUUGAAUGAGAUGUUGCAUUUUUUUGGGGUCCACAAAAUGUUAGAUGCACUUGAGUAAUUUCUGUUUUUCUUUGUAUAUUUAAAAGAACUUCGACUCAACCUGCUUGUAUUGCACUUCCUCGUGUUCUCUGUAGUAUUAAAAGGGUAUUACAUUCAUAUCCGCCGCACUUCAUCCACGCAUUAGCUACUUGUUGAAGAUGAUAUGCCAAUAAAUACUCGAGAUCUUUGAACAAGCUGCUUUUUUCCCAUUAGGGAGAUCUACACGUAUAAUCUAAUAGUAUUAGCUUGUUUCUUGCCCAAGAAAACAGCCCAACCAAAUUUUUUUUUUCAAAACGAAUGUUUACCUCAUGUACAAGGUCGGAGAUGGCCCAUAAGGCUAAUCCGUGGAUGAAGUACGGCGGAUAUGAAUGUAAUACCCUUUUAAUACUACAGAGAACACGAGGAAGUGCAAUACAAGCAGGUUGAGUCGAAAUUCUUUUAAAUAUACAAAGAAAAACAGAAAUUACUCAAGUGCAUCUAACAUUUUGUGGACCCCAAAAAAAUGCCACAUCUCAUUCAAGACAAAAUUUUGGGGGCUUCGGUAGUUCAGCCCCCCACGAAAGGUAGUUCAAACCCCCACUGUUUUGCCCGUUUCACACCCCACAUAAUGAACAAAUUAGAAUAAUACAAAAAAUGUAAGUGGGGGUUUGAUCUACUACGUUGGGGGUUUGAUCUAAAACGUAGGGGGCUUGACCUAAAACGUAGGGGGCUUUUUCUAAAACGGAGGGGGCUUCAUCUAAAACGUAGGUGGCUUGAUCUAAAACGUAGGGGGCUUGUGCUGGACCAUACAACUUGGAUUAAUUCUUUGAAAUAAAUUUUGGGGUUGAGAAUGGACGAGGGGGGUUGUACUGGGUCAUGGGGGGCUAAACUGGACUGGGGGGCUGUACUACCUUAGCCCCAAAUUUUGUUCCAAAAUUGCUACGGGACAUAAUUUCUCGUUUAAUUUUCCAUAUUUCAUCUGUUGAACAUUUUUGGAUAUCAUUCAGUAUAAGGAAGAUAAUUGCUAAAAAUUGGGUGCGUCUAUCAUUUCGUGGAGUAGUGCAUAACUUAGAAAACGUUUUUCUCAAUUUGUACCCAGUUUCAUCAAAAUCUGAGUGGCCUUCGUGUUGCAAAUAGCGGCCAUGUUCUGCUUUUUGAAAAUACCUUUUUAUUCCACGAUAACUGUCAGAAAGCCAAUUAGCCUCCAAGCCACUCUAUAAAAAAUAUAAAAUACAUUAAAUCAAGGUUUAAAGCAAAACUCAAAAUUUUCAUAAAUUAUGCUGUGCGGAUAUAGUCCCAAUGCGAAGAUCUGAGUGCCCUUCUACAAUUAUGCGACCACAUUAAAUAUUUUAGAACGCUUACACACCGAUAACAUAUAGAACCGAAACCAAAAAAUUAUUUUUUUUGCAAAUUUGACCGUAAUUUUUGGCUCAAUAAGCAUUUUUUUCAUUUUGGGUCCAUCGAUGAAAAUCAGUAUGCCAUUGGCAUUCUGAUUCCUUGCAUCAUCCAAAAAUACUAAAUUCGUGGAUAUCCUGCAUAAGGCUGUUCCAAACUUUUGACGCACCUAUCUUUUUAAAUUUUUUAAACUCCAACGAGCUUUCUGAUGUUGAUGGCUAUGUAUUCAUUGAGGUUCUUAAUACAUGGAGCUUCUGAUAAAAAAGAAAUGAAAUUCCCAUCUCAAGCCGCAAAGAAGAUCUAGCCUGUUCCAAACUUUUGACGCGCAGUAUAUGUCUAGGCCUGUAGCGCCAUACCCCAUAGAAGUACUUUCCUUGUAAAGAAGAUCUGAGCAUCGCGCUUUGAGCACCCUCCUUAUUAGCCGCUGUUGAAAAUGGUUUCUUUUUUACAGGAGUUUCUGGACUACAUCCGAACAUUGCUUCCUCAUUGGCUCCAACUCAUCGGAUUUUCCCAAAGCGUCGCGAAUGUUCGCUUUUGUUUCGAGUUCUAUCCGCCCGGCGUCCAGCCACAGUUCGCCAUCCCGUUGGAGCGGUUGUUCGACGAGGAGUUGGGGAAACGGGGAGCCCGACGCAUCAAGGCCCACAGCUAUCAGACCGGGAAUUCGGGGAUAGAACUGCGAGUUGGAACUUAUUCACACAGAUUGUCGCGAUUCUCAGAUUUCGAAUAA